CGAAACCAACGAGGUUACACCGCCUGCAUCUAGAGCAGCCCGACCAGGAGCGUACCCGAGGGGCGCGCGCGAACGUGAGAGGAAAGCCGUGCGCGGGUGUGUUUUCCCGCCCCUGAACCGUUCUAGACGCUGCCUCCCAAAGAUAGACGAUGUCACAGUCAUCUGGAUCAGGGGAUGGGAGUGAUGAUGAGGCCAUCUCAGAAGACAAUGGUUUUUCUUCCCCUAAUCCCUCAGCUGCUGCUGCUGCUCAGGAGGUCAGAUCUGCCACUGAUGGUAAUACCAGCACCACUCCGCCCACCUCUGCCAAGAAGAGAAAGUUAAACAGCAGCAGCAGCAGCAACAGUAACAGUAGUAACGAGAGAGAAGACUUUGAUUCCACCUCUUCUUCCUCUUCCACUCCUCCUUUACAACCCAGGGAUUCGGCAUCCCCUUCAACCUCGUCUUUCUCCUGCCUAGGGGUUUCAGUGGCUGCUUCCAGCCACGUACCGAUACAGAAGAAGCUGCGUUUUGAAGACACCCUGGAGUUUGUAGGGUUUGAUGCGAAGAUGGCUGAGGAAUCUUCCUCUUCCUCCUCCUCAUCUUCACCAACUGCUGCAACAUCUCAGCAGCAGCAACUUAAAAAUAAGAGUAUAUUAAUCUCUUCUGUGGCUUCGGUGCAUCACGCAAACGGCUUGGCCAAAUCUUCUACCACCGUCUCUAGCUUUGCUAACAGCAAGCCUGGCUCUGCUAAGAAGUUAGUGAUCAAGAACUUUAAAGAUAAGCCUAAAUUACCAGAAAACUACACAGAUGAAACAUGGCAGAAACUGAAAGAAGCAGUGGAAGCUAUCCAGAAUAGUACUUCGAUUAAGUACAAUUUAGAAGAACUCUAUCAGGCUGUAGAAAAUCUCUGUUCUUACAAGAUUUCUGCAAACUUGUACAAACAGCUGAGACAGAUUUGUGAAGAUCACAUCAAAGCACAAAUUCAUCAGUUCAGAGAGGAUUCGUUGGAUAGUGUUCUUUUUCUAAAGAAGAUCGAUAGAUGCUGGCAGAAUCACUGUAGACAAAUGAUCAUGAUUAGGAGCAUUUUUUUGUUUCUGGAUAGAACUUAUGUUCUUCAGAAUUCAAUGCUACCCUCCAUUUGGGACAUGGGACUGGAGUUAUUUAGGGCUCAUAUUAUAAGUGAUCAGAAAGUCCAGAAUAAGACAAUUGAUGGCAUUCUUCUCUUGAUUGAGAGGGAAAGGAAUGGUGAAGCAAUUGAUAGAAGUUUACUCCGAAGCCUUUUAAGCAUGCUUUCUGAUUUGCAAAUUUAUCAGGAUUCUUUUGAACAACGAUUUUUGGAAGAAACUAACCGGCUUUACGCAGCCGAAGGCCAAAAAUUAAUGCAGGAAAGAGAGGUUCCUGAAUAUCUUCAUCAUGUUAACAAACGUCUAGAAGAAGAAACAGACAGACUUAUUACUUACUUAGAUCAGACCACCCAGAAGUCAUUAAUUGCUACUGUAGAGAAACAACUUCUAGGUGAACACUUAACAGCAAUUCUUCAGAAAGGUUUAAAUAACCUUCUUGAUGAAAACCGAAUUCAAGAUUUAUCUCUCCUGUAUCAGCUUUUCAGUAGAGUUCGAGGUGGAGUUCAGGUUCUCUUGCAACAGUGGAUUGAAUACAUUAAGGCAUUUGGCAGCACUAUUGUAAUUAAUCCUGAAAAAGAUAAAACCAUGGUUCAAGAAUUGCUGGAUUUUAAAGAUAAGGUUGACCAUAUAAUUGAUGUCUGUUUUCUGAAGAAUGAAAAAUUUAUCAAUGCCAUGAAAGAAGCAUUUGAAACAUUCAUUAACAAAAGACCAAACAAACCUGCGGAACUUAUAGCUAAGUAUGUAGAUUCAAAGCUUCGUGCUGGCAACAAAGAAGCUACAGAUGAGGAACUUGAAAAGAUGUUGGAUAAAAUUAUGAUCAUAUUUAGAUUUAUCUAUGGCAAGGAUGUUUUUGAGGCCUUCUAUAAGAAAGAUUUAGCUAAGCGCCUGUUAGUUGGGAAGAGUGCAUCUGUAGAUGCUGAAAAAUCAAUGCUGUCCAAACUUAAACAUGAAUGUGGAGCUGCUUUCACCAGCAAACUUGAAGGAAUGUUUAAAGACAUGGAACUUUCUAAAGACAUCAUGAUUCAGUUCAAACAGGUAAAAGUCACCCCCUGCAAACAGGCAGUGGAGCAAGUGAAAAACCGGAGACUUGGGCUGGCUGGUGGGUAUAUGCAGAACCAGAAUGUACCUGGAAAUAUUGAAUUGACUGUGAAUAUUCUGACAAUGGGUUAUUGGCCAACAUAUGUACCUAUGGAAGUCCAUUUACCACCAGAGAUGGUAAAACUUCAGGAGAUUUUCAAGACAUUUUACCUAGGCAAACAUAGUGGCAGGAAACUUCAGUGGCAGUCAACCCUAGGACACUGUGUGCUAAAGGCAGAAUUUAAAGAGGGUAAAAAAGAACUCCAGGUGUCUCUUUUUCAAACACUGGUGCUGCUAAUGUUUAAUGAGGGAGAAGAGUUCAGUUUAGAAGAGAUCAAGCAGGCUACCGGAAUAGAGGAUGGCGAAUUAAGGAGAACACUGCAGUCUUUGGCCUGUGGCAAAGCUAGAGUUCUGGCAAAAAAUCCAAAGGGCAAAGAUAUCGAAGAUGGUGACAAGUUCAUUUGUAAUGAUGAUUUCAAACACAAACUUUUCAGGAUAAAGAUCAAUCAAAUCCAGAUGAAAGAAACGGUUGAGGAACAAGCAAGCACUACAGAAAGAGUAUUUCAAGACAGACAGUAUCAAAUUGAUGCUGCAAUUGUUCGAAUUAUGAAGAUGAGAAAGACACUUAGCCACAAUCUCCUUGUUUCUGAAGUGUACAACCAGUUGAAAUUUCCAGUAAAGCCUGCUGAUCUUAAGAAGAGAAUAGAAUCCUUAAUUGACCGGGACUACAUGGAAAGAGAUAAAGAAAACCCAAACCAGUACAACUAUAUUGCAUAAAAUUUUGGCCUUGGAGCAUUUGGUGUCUCAUGUUGUAGCCAGUGGAUAAACUAACCUGUUGAUCUUAUAUUAUUUGACUUUUUUUAUACUACCAAUGACCAAAUGAAGCAGUGUAAUGGAAAUAGUUGAGUUGACUUUUUCGGUGGUUAACAUGCCCAUUAAAAGAGUAAUACUUACCUUUAAGAAGUACGUUGUUGAACUCUUUGCAUGUUAUUUAGUAUGAUGUGCAGAAAACUCUUAAGAAAGUACCUGGUCUUCUUGAUUCCUCUUUGGAACUGGGCAAGAGGUCCCUAUGGCUAUUAAAAAGAGGGGGAGGGGUUCUUAUACACCAUUAAUAAUGAAGCAAAAGUUUAUUUGCUUAAAAUGUCAUUUAAAGAUACUUAAACUGCAUGCAAACUUUAUUUACUGUACAGAGUUCUGGAUGUAUUUAUCAAAUAGGAAAACCACCCUGGACUUGGUUGUUUACCUGUUUUGUGAUUUCUCUUGAAAAGAAAAAUAAGUUGUCAUAGUUACUGAUAUUUUACUAAGUAAUGUUCUGUUACACCGAAAGGGAUGUUUUGAAAAAAUUUAUUUGGAAACAAGUUUUCAAGUAGAGGGACAGUUGCUUAUGUAAUCUCUUGUAUAUACCCAUCCUCAAUUGUUCCAUUUAUGGCUAUGGGAUGUGUGUAUAUGGUUUAACCCUGAGUUUACUGUGCUAACUAACAGGUACUUAUAAAAAUAGCUGAAAUAGAAAAUUGCUCAUAAUUUGUACUAGAAAAACACAGUAGGAGAGAAAAAUCCAACUCUUUCUUCAUAUUAAAAAUGAAUACAAUAUGAACAUCACAAAAGAGACCAAAACCCACAUAUUUUGUAAAUUUUUACACAAGUAAACAUUCACCAACUGGUUUUCAACUUCCUUUAGACUUUAAUGUUGUUUGGACAGUUUUGUCUUUAACUUGGACCAAUUGUAGAUUAUUACAGGCUUUUUAGGAUUUAGCAUAGCUAUUUUCCCCACUAAAGUUUUUUUGGAAGCAUCCCAACUCUUUGUAGGUAAAUAAACCUUUCCUGUCAUCCUUAUUCUAACUUCCUGAAGCCCUAGGUGUGAAAGUCCUCCCUCAUUUUCUCCACACAUCCCCUAGUUAGGAAUUUCAAAUUCUGUAUUGUGCUGAUCUUAUUCCUUUCAAAAUUUCUUGAAGAUAAAGAGUUCUCAUAGCCACUGGACACCUACUUUUCGGGGAAAUGUCCUAGGAUUGUUCAAACAUAGAAAAUAGCAAAUGUGUUCCUCAAAUUGUUAAUGUGAGUAAAAGGCUUCUCUUUACCAUCAGUGUUUUUUUCUUUGUUUCUGUGGGUUUUUGUUUUUUGGAAUUUUUUUCCCUCCUUGUUUGGAGGAGAAGCGGAAAAUUUUGUUUUGUUUUUUAAAAAUCAGAACUGCUUUAAUGUUUUUUGCAGCAAUAUAUUUCCUUGACUGUUUGGAGGCCAUUAGGAAGAAUACCUAUGUGCUAGCUGUCAACUGAGGAGAGUUGGCUCUUCUGUCUGCUAUUGAUUGUUUCCUUGAGUUCUUAGAGACCUGUGAACAGCUAUUUAAACAAAGUUGCCUAUUUCUCUACAAUUGCAUCAAUGUACACACUGUUGUCUAACAAUAUGUGGUAUUUCAAAUGCCUUUCUAAUUUCUUUUUGAGCAGCCAUCACCUAUAUUUUCUCUGCUCCUCUGGUGUUUCCUUACAUGAGCUCAUUCAACAAGGAAAUGCAACUAUGGUAUUUGCCCUUUCUCCAUACUGGGCCAUCUACGUUAGUGUUCUAACAUCCCUGAUGGUUUCUGAGAUAUGUAGACUGUUCCACAGUAUAACUUGGUAGUUACUCUUAAGGAAUUUUUAGGUAGAAUUGGUCCUGUUAGGAGGAGACUCUUGGUGUCACCUUCGUUAUCUUGAAAGCUGGUCCCUUCCCUGAGGCUCUUAAUUUUUUGAAAACUUCGUGCUGUUUCAGCUGAAAAAUUGGCAAGACUAUUAAAAAAACAAGUUGAGGGGAGCUGUUUAAAAAAUUGAAAAGUAAUUGCAAACAACAUUGGAUGAUUGUGACUUUUCAGUUCUCUAUCAGUUUAAUUUUUGUGCUCUUUUUCCCUGUGUAUGUGGUGGUUCUAUUUUUCUCCAAUAAAAAUUUAUUUAGAAGUUUCUAGAAAAGACCUUUAAAAUUCAACUAUUGUAAGACAGUUAUUAAAACCACAGACCUUAAAAUCUCUAAUAAUUUCUUUUAUUGGAUUCACAUUUGUCGAUUUUGUUAUUUUUAAAAUUUCUCUCUUUGUGAUGGUUCAGUGAUAAUGCUAUAAGAAUGUGGAAGAGGGAGGAGGGUAUGGUAAAGGGUGAGUAAAAUUCCCAGGAAACCUUAAGGUGGUUAUUUAUUCUUAAAUGUCAUUUUAAAAGGAUCAAGUAUAAGUAUAACACUGUUUCAUUCAAAUCCUCAAAGUCAAAUAGUUGCAUAAGGUCAAUAUGAAACUAGCCUAGAUUUACGUUGAGGGAAAAAUAAAAGAUUAAAUACUUUUGUUUUUGUGGCUCUUGAUCUGCCUCUUCUGUUAUGAGUUCUGGACUAUAUACUCUGACAGUAAGAUGCUCUUUGAGAACUUUAUCAAACUGGAAAUCAAGAAGCCUUUUUGAACCCAGUUAUUGAGUCUGCUGAAUGGCCUUAACAUGAUAUCUACCCAUAGUCUUGAAAUUCUUAUCUUGUACAUGUGUGUAGAGUUCAGGAAAUCAGUUUAUUCUACUUAGGUGUCUGUGUUUCAGAAUUUUCAGAAGUUUGUUUAAUCUUAGCAUCCAUGUCUUUUUUUUUUUACAGUAGCUUUUUUUUGUUUCAAAGACCAUUCUGUUUAAUGCUCUGAAUGUCCAGAGUGUUAUAAAAAUGUUCUGUUCUCUUAUCUACAUAAAAUUGCCAAAACAAAUUGUUCAUUAAAAGAAAUAAGCAUUACUAAUGGGAAUUUGUAUACUUAUGCUUUAUAUAGUAUCCAUGCUAAUGCUUCAUUAAUCAAUGUUUUUCAGUUUCCUACAAAAAAAUUUGCUUUGCAUUUGAAUAAUGAAGAGAUUUGUUCACCUGGGAACACUUGGUUCAAAUUUAACACUUUGUUCAAUUAUUUUCCUUUUUUCCUUGCUAUUAAAAAAAGGGUAUUUCUUUUUUUGAACAGACACAAUAUAAUUUUAUAUUUAGCAAUCUUUACAAUUUAUGUCCAGCAUGCUAAAAAAUUAAAUUUAACCUUUCUUUUAUGGAACUCUUUUUGAUGUAGAAUAUAAGAAUGUACUGCAGAGACACAUUAGAACAUAAUAGUUUUGCAAACUAUAAAAACAGUUCCUCCUCAUAUCCUCUAAUUCUUAUAAUAAAAUCUUUUAAAACCUUUUCUUUAAUAAAAACCUUUUAUUGUAAAAUACACAUAAUGUAAAAGUUACCAUUUUAAAGUAUACAAUAAAAUGACAUUUAGUACAUUCACCAUUUUCAUCAUCCCAAAAGGAAUCCUGUACUUAUUAAGAAGUAACUCCUCUACCCAACUUCUGGAAAACACUAUUCUGCUUUCUAUCUCUAUGGAUUUGCCUAGUGUGGCUAUUUCAUAUCAAUGGAAUCAUAUUAUGUGACCUUUUGUGUCUGGUUUCUUUUGCCUAGCAUGAUGUUUUCAAGUUUCCUCCAGGAUGUAGCAUUUCCAUUUCAUUUUAUGGCUGAAUAAUAGUAUGUAUAUAUGCCACAUUUUGUUCAUUCUUCUGUUGAUGGACAUUUGGGUGGUUUCCUUUUGGCAAGUGAAUAGUGAUGGUACGGACAUUUGUGUACAAAUACCUGUUCAAGUCCCUGUUUUGAUUCAAGUUUUUGGGGUGUAUACUUAGGAGUGGAAUUGCUGGGUUAUUAUGGUAUUACUAUGCUUCACUUAUCAAGGAACCACCAAAUGUCUCUAUAGUAGCUGUACCAUUUUCCAUUCCCACCAGCAAGGUACAAGGGUUCCAAUUUUUCCACACCUUCAUGAAUACUUGUUAUUUUCUGUUUUUCGUAUUAUAGCUAUCCUAGUGGGUGUGAAGUG
This is a messenger RNA of Rhinolophus ferrumequinum (greater horseshoe bat), 6981 nucleotides long. It is a transcript of the gene CUL4B, whose product is annotated as cullin 4B. NCBI's taxonomy places the organism in Eukaryota, Metazoa, Chordata, Mammalia, Chiroptera, Rhinolophidae. The coding region runs from base 150 to 2957 and encodes 935 amino acids. Gene Ontology annotation, molecular function: ubiquitin protein ligase binding. Gene Ontology annotation, biological process: DNA damage response; ubiquitin-dependent protein catabolic process; protein ubiquitination. The record is from RefSeq and is a predicted model, not a curated record. Gene Ontology annotation, cellular component: Cul4B-RING E3 ubiquitin ligase complex. The transcript is spliced from 23 exons.